Prunus avium (sweet cherry) is the source of this 2417-nucleotide messenger RNA. RefSeq names its product putative inactive receptor kinase At5g58300. The record is from RefSeq and is a predicted model, not a curated record. Gene Ontology annotation, molecular function: protein binding; protein kinase activity; ATP binding. NCBI's taxonomy places the organism in Eukaryota, Viridiplantae, Streptophyta, Magnoliopsida, Rosales, Rosaceae. Gene Ontology annotation, biological process: protein phosphorylation.
AAUUAUUCCUUUUAGACUUCAUAUACCAGACUCUUUCUUUUUUCUUUUUUGGCUCAUAACUCCUGCAAUGCAAUCAGUAAACUUAUGAGAAACUUCCGUUUCUAAAUCAAAUAUGGCAUUGCACUCUAGGCAAUGAAAAAAAAUGUUCCCGUUUUGUUCAAAUUUAUGCUCUUUAACAGUCCUAUAAGGUUCUGCAGCACAGCAGACUCUUAAGCAAUGAAUGUUCUCGACAAACGAAAUUCCAGAGUUUGAACUGGAUUAUGCAUAUCUGAGAUCUGCAACAGCUAUAGGCUUGAACUGCAUGCAUGUAUAAAUACAUGUAAAAUCUAUCAGGAGAAGAACAAGGACUCUCAUAAUUGAAUCAUUUUCAUUCUGAGCAGAUAACCAUGAAGCUUCAGUUCUCCAUUGCUGCACUUAUCUUCCUUUUCCUUAUCCGGUGUUUCCCUUCCUCGGUUAUUGCUGACCUGAAUUCUGACAGACAAGCCCUCCUUAACUUUUCUGCCACUGUUGGCCAUACCCAAAAGCUCAACUGGAAUGCUGCUGCACCAGUUUGUGCCUCUUGGGUAGGAAUCACUUGCAAUCUAAACAAAACUAGUGUGACUGCUAUCCAUCUUCCAGCUGUUGGACUCUUUGGCUCCAUCCCAGCCAACAGUAUAGGCAAGCUUGCUGCUCUUAGAGUCCUGAGCCUUCACUCCAAUUUCCUCUAUGGAAGUCUUCCUUCUGAUAUCCUAUCCAUUCCUUCUUUGGAGUAUCUUUACCUCCAACACAAUAACUUCUCUGGUGUGUUUCCUGCCUCUCUGUCCCCCAACCUCAUUUUGUUAGAUUUCUCCUUUAACUCCUUUUCUGGAGACAUUCCAACAACAUUUCAGAAUCUGACACGCCUCACCGCAUUGAGCCUCCAAAAUAAUUCCCUCUCUGGAGCCAUACCUAAUCUGAACCUCCCAAAGCUUAAGCUUUUGAAUAUGAGCUAUAACAACUUAAAUGGAUCAAUUCCAUAUUCCCUAAAAGGUUACCCUGAUUCUUCAUUUACUGGGAAUCCUCAGUUAUGUGGGGCACCUCUCAAAAAUUGUUCCAAGACCUCCUCUUCACCUUCUGCUUUCCCUACUUAUUUGCCACCCUCACCAACAGUCCAGAAAAAUCACCAUGCUACCGUCAUCAAAAAACUUGGCCAUGGUUAUAUUACUGCUGUGGCAAUUGGGGGCUCUGCAGUGUUGGUUGUUUUAGUCCUGAUGAUUGUCAUAUGCUGUUUGAAAAGGACUAGCAAAGAAAGGCUGAAAGGGAAGGCCUCUGGUGAUGGAAAGAGUGAGAUGCCUAAAGAUUUUGGCAGUGGAGUGCAAGAAGCAGAGAAGAACAAAUUGUUCUUCUUUGAUGGAUGCUAUUUCAACUUUGAUCUUGAGGAUCUACUGAGGGCAUCGGCUGAAGUUCUUGGUAAAGGAAGUUAUGGCACAACUUAUAAAGCUGUUUUGGAUGAGGAAACAACAGUUGUGGUGAAGAGGCUAAGGGAAGUUAUUGUAGGUAAGAGGGAGUUUGAGCAGCAUAUGGAGGUGGUGGAGAGAGUUGGGAAGCACCCAAAUGUUGUGCCUCCGCGCGCUUAUUAUUACUCCAAGGAUGAGAAGCUUUUGGUCUACAGCUACAUGCCAGCAGGAAGCUUGUUUGCACACUUGCAUGGAAGCAGGGAUGCUGGAAGGUCUCCACUAGACUGGGAUUCAAGAGUAAAGAUUUCACUUGGAGUUGCCAAGGGAAUUGCCCACAUUCAUUCUGAGGGUGCUAAAUGCAGCCAUGGCAACAUAAAAUCCACCAAUGUCCUCCUAACCCAAGACCUUGAAGCUUGCAUCACUGAUGUUGGGUUGAGUCCUCUAAUGAACUUCCCUGCAACCAUGUCACGAGCCACUGGAUAUCGUGCUCCCGAGGCAACCGACAUGCGAAAAAUCUCUCAUAAAUCUGAUGUUUACAGCUUCGGCGUGCUCCUCCUCGAAAUGCUGACAGGCAAAACCACACUUCAAUAUCCAGGACAUGACAGUGUGAUUGAUCUGCCAAGGUGGGUAAAGUCUGUCGUUCGCGAAGAAUGGACAGCUGAGGUUUUUGAUCUGGAGCUGCUAAGACAACAACACAUUGAAGAAGAGAUGGUGCAGAUGCUUCAGAUUGCAUUGGCAUCUGUAUCAAAGUUGCCCGAGGCACGCCCCAGCAUGGAUGAAGUUGUUAGAAUGAUAGAGGAAAUUCGGCAGUCUGACACGAAAACUAGGCCAUCCUCUGAGUCUGAGUUUGUCGUGCAAACCCCGUGAAAUAUAUAGCCUUUCUGUUCUUCUCUAUGCAAAUGGGAAAUAAUGUUCAAUGCUGUAUUGUUUUCUGUAUCACAAUCUCCUGAUUAACAUUUUGCUUGCUAGUAGUAGCUUCUAAAGACCAACAUUAUUUUCAAA